Messenger RNA from Chenopodium quinoa (quinoa), 2001 nucleotides. RefSeq names its product protein MARD1-like. The record is from RefSeq and is a predicted model, not a curated record. NCBI's taxonomy places the organism in Eukaryota, Viridiplantae, Streptophyta, Magnoliopsida, Caryophyllales, Amaranthaceae. The transcript has 3 exons. The coding region runs from base 702 to 1703 and encodes 333 amino acids.
AAACUGGAAAACUCCCUCACUCUUUUCCAACUUCCCUUUCUCUCUCUCUCUCUCCUCUUUUUUCCACCACUUUCUCUCUCUUCUUUUUUCUACUCAAUUUCAGCACAUCCGUGGGCAGUUUCACAGAAACUUGAAAUAAAAAUUAUUUUCAAACAAAAAAAAAAACAAAAACAAAAAAAGCUGAAAGUGGAUAAAACUUACACCUGCGCAAUUUAUGGGCUUUCUCAUUAACCCACCAACCAAUUUUUAAGAGAGAGAAAAAUUUUCUUUUAUUUUUUUAUAAAUAUUUUUAUUUACAAAAUAUAUUUUAAAAAAUUAGAGAAAAUAAUGGAAAUGAGUGUUUUUUUCUGUAUUGGGAUCAGGAAAACUAAAUUCUGCAACUGAUAAACUACAGUAGCAACAGCAGCAGCAGAUUCACUAGUAGUAGUAGCAGUUUUUAGGAGUAUUAAGCUCUGAUAAACUCUCUCUCACAUGGGUUUUGCAUGUGGAUUUUGGUGGUCCCAUUUGAUUCUAUAAUCUUCAAUUUUUUUUUUUUUUUGGUUUAUUCAAUUAAAGUUUUCAUCUUUCAAGCAAGUUACCCAUUUCUUUUGGGAUUCUUCAGCUGAGUUUUGGUUGGUCUUAUUGUUGAGAGAUCCAAGUUUUGAUUUUUUGGGAGUUUUAAAUUUCAUCAAUUUCCCAAGUUUUCUUCUUGGAAUAAGGGAAUGCUGAGGAAAAGAUCAAGACAAGUGACAAGUACUCAAGGCAUAAUUUCUGAUCAUAACAAUAAUUCAUGGAUUCCACCUGAAAAAUCCACAAAACCCACUUCAUUUUUCCUCAACUCUCCUAAAUUUCUCAAGAGUUUCUUCUCUUCCUCUUCUUCUUCUUCAUCAUCUUCCUCUUCGCCUUCGCCGUCGCCGGCUUCUACACUUAAUGAUCCAAUAAUGAGCCCAACUUCAAUCCUUGACAAUAAAGCAUUCACUGCUUUAGCAAACUCAUUUUGGGUUGUUGACAACAACAACAAAAACCCAAAAACCAUCUCAGCAAACUCACAACACUCUUGGGAACAACCCAACAACACAAAGGGUAUUGGACUUGCUCUCAUUGAUGAGAACAGUUCUGAAUCCAGCAACACAGCCAACAACACCAGCAACACAACCAACAACAACAACACAACAAAUUCCAAGCAACAGAAAAGAAAAUUAGUUGUGUUUGGUUCACAACUUAGAAUCCAAGUACCUCCCCUGCCUCCAUCCUCUGUUUUCCCCUGUUUUUCCCCUGAAUCACCAAGAGAAUUUGGGAUCAAAACACCCAAAAACAGUUAUUGGCCUUUUGGAAACAAGGAUUCACAAGUUCAUCCUCAGGAAUCCAAUGGAAAUAGUGGUGGGAAUGAUAAUCUUUCAUUGAGUGAUAUGGAAUUAUCUGAGGAUUAUACUUGUGUAAUAUCUCAUGGUCCAAACCCUAAAACUACUCAUAUUUUUGGGAAUUGCAUUGUUCAAAGUUGUUGUGGUGUUGUUGGGUCUUCAUCUUUUUCAUCUAGGAGAAAUGGGUAUUUGUCUAAAUUUGGAAAUUCGAUUUCAUCACCUGAGAAUUUCCUUAGUUUUUGUCACCAUUGCAAGAAAAAGCUUGGUGAAGGGAGUGACAUUUACAUGUACAGAGGAGAAAAGGCUUUUUGCAGUCAAGAAUGCCGCUGCCAAGAAAUGCUUUUUGAUGAAGUGGAGAACUAGAAGUUUGUUCUCAGAGAAUUUCAGCAUCUUCAAACCAGAAUUAGCUACCUAAAAAACCUCCCCAAUUUUUCCUACUAUUUUUGAUUAUAUAAUAACCUAAUUAAAAUCCCUUUUUUUUAAUUUUAAUUUAUCCCUUCUUUACUUAAUGUUGGUUUAGUCUUUAAGAAGUUUUGUCCAACAAUUUGUAUAAGAGAGAGGAGAAUAGGAGAUGCUGAGGUAUUAUAUUAGAUGUGAAAAAAAAAAAAUUUGUAGAGUUGAUUUCUGAUGAAAAUGAUGACCUAAGUUUUGAUUCUCUCAA